AGCCGAAGGAUGUCCUGCUCCGACCUGUGCGCCUCUCCCUGCGGGGUGGCCGGCCCGGCCCCGCUCGCCAACUCCUGCAACGAGCCCUGCGUGCGGCAGUGCCCCGACUCCACGGUGGUGAUCCAGCCCCCGGCCGUGGCGGUCACCAUCCCCGGGCCCAUCUUAAGCUCCUUCCCGCAGCACAGCAUCGUGGGCUCGGCGGGAGUCCCCGGCAUUGCAGGGGGCUACGGCGGCACCUUUGGAGGCCGUGGGGGCUACGGAGGCCUUGGGGGUUUUGGAGGCCUUGGGGGUCUCAGAGGCUUUGGGGGCUACGGCAGCCUUGGGGGCUACGGGAGCUGCGGUUCCGGGGGCCUUGGCCACCGCUACCUCAACGGCAACUGCGGGCCCUGCUAA
Dromaius novaehollandiae (emu) is the source of this 393-nucleotide messenger RNA. Its product is annotated as claw keratin-like. The transcript has a single exon. Gene Ontology annotation, cellular component: intermediate filament. Bases 10 to 393 code for a protein of 127 amino acids. Lineage: Eukaryota; Metazoa; Chordata; Aves; Casuariiformes; Dromaiidae. The record is from RefSeq and is a predicted model, not a curated record. Gene Ontology annotation, molecular function: structural constituent of cytoskeleton.